GCCAUCAACAACCCUUCUUCCAUGCGCCUCCCACUCCUCUAACCGAAGAUGUCCCUCUUCGCCUUCUCCACCCCUCUCGACAUCGACAUUAUCCUCGACUCCACCGACGACCGCCCCACCAUCGACGUCGCCUUCCCCAAAAGCCCUCCCUCCACCACCGGCACCAACACCACCGCUGCCGCCGUCCGCCGCGAGAAAUGUCCGCUCUAUCUCGACGGUGAAACGGUGCGCGGCAACGUCACCAUCCGCCCCAAAGAUGGACGUCGCCUCGAGCACACGGGGAUCAAGAUCCAGUUCGUGGGGACGAUUGAGAUGUUCUUCGAUCGCGGCACGCACCACGAGUUUCUGAGCUUGCAGACGGAGCUGGCGAGUCCAGGUGAGCUGCAACAUCCCGUCACGCUGCCAUUCGCGUUCAAGAAUGUGGAGAAGCCGUAUGAAAGCUACAAUGGAAUCAAUGUGAAGCUGCGGUAUUUCUUGCGAGUGACGGUGAGCAGGCGGAUGGCCGACGUGGUGCGCGAGAAGGAUCUGUGGGUGUAUAGCUACAGACAACCGCCGGAAAGCAACAGCGUUAUUAAGAUGGAUGUCGGUAUCGAGGAUUGCCUGCACAUUGAGUUCGAGUACAGCAAGAGCAAGUACCACCUCAAGGAUGUCAUUGUGGGGAGGAUAUACUUCCUGUUAGUGCGACUGAAGAUACGGCACAUGGAGCUCAGCAUCAUCCGCCGCGAGACCACCGGCGUACCUCCCAACCAAUACAACGAAAGCGAAACACUCGUGCGCUUCGAGAUCAUGGACGGCUCGCCGAGUCGCGGAGAAACAAUACCUAUCCGUCUUUUCCUCGGUGGCUUCGACUUGACGCCUACGUUCAGAGAUGUCAACAAGAAGUACAGCACGCGCUACUACCUCAGCCUCGUCUUGAUCGAUGAGGAUGCGAGAAGGUACUUCAAGCAGAGCGAGAUUGUCCUCUACCGACUCGCACCCGAGGGUAACGAGUUGGCCAUGCGGCAGGCGAAGGAGAUCCAGGCCAGCUAGGGACGCGUUAAUGAGAUACGAGGGCGUAAUGGUGUCAAUGGUGUCAUCGGGAACGGCAUCGAGUACGAGGAAUCGGACGAAGAGGGGGCCGUACGGCCCGCCGGGAUCCAUCGUCCCAAUGCUGAUGGAGCAUACGGUUGGGACGAGUAUCCCUCUAUCGGUACGGGUAAUGCUAUCCACGCCGAGUCGGGUGAGUCGGCCGAAAGCCUCCACAGCAGCACCAACGGUUCGGGCUCUUACCGACAGAGUGGCGUGCAGUCCGAGGCGCCGCGCGAAAAAGGCGACUGGGAAGAUCUGUUCCGCGACUGUGCAAAGAAGCAACUGCUGGCCCCAC
Messenger RNA from Baudoinia panamericana UAMH 10762, 1363 nucleotides. RefSeq lists its product as uncharacterized. The record is from RefSeq and is a predicted model, not a curated record. The transcript has a single exon. Gene Ontology annotation, cellular component: retromer complex; endosome. Bases 49 to 1029 code for a protein of 326 amino acids. Gene Ontology annotation, biological process: retrograde transport, endosome to Golgi; intracellular protein transport. Lineage: Eukaryota; Fungi; Ascomycota; Dothideomycetes; Mycosphaerellales; Teratosphaeriaceae.